Suillus paluster is the source of this 1093-nucleotide messenger RNA. RefSeq lists its product as uncharacterized. The record is from RefSeq and is a predicted model, not a curated record. Lineage: Eukaryota; Fungi; Basidiomycota; Agaricomycetes; Boletales; Suillaceae. Bases 148 to 945 code for a protein of 265 amino acids. The transcript has 17 exons.
CAUUCAUGAGGAUCUACCGUGACUGGCGCCACAGUUUGUCAAUAAAGGGUUGCGAGUGUCAAGACAUGGGGUUGGACUCGUUGAUUCAACAGCAUUCAUUCCCGCAACGCCCUCCCCUCUAACUACUAUUUCUACCCAAUUAUCACCAUGGUGGACUGGAAUGACCCUGUCCUCGAAGCACGAUUGGCGACGCUUUCAGUGCAGUUGUUAUAUUUUAUCCUUGGCUUAUACAGUUGGGAAUAUGUACGUUCCUUACAUGUGGAGAUAGCAUUGCUUCGGAGACAGCUUGCAUUUCGAUGGGCUUUGCUCUCGUACAUUACUGCCCGGUUCAGCUUCUUGAUUGCGACUGUUUUACUUGUGAUGCAAUCGAGUCCCUUCCACACAAGAGUUGAUUGCCAGAGCCUGAUUACCUUCAUCACGUUCGCGACAAACGUCGCCGUCGAUUGCUCCGCAACAAAUCUGAUGAUCAGAACGUGGAUUAUUUGGACAAACAGUUACCUUCUGCGCCUUCUACUAGUCCUCCUUUCACUAGGUCAUUGGACAAUAAACACUCUCUUCCUUGCAACCAUUCGUGCAUCCACAACCAACGGGAUGUGCAUAAUCACCUCCAUCAACCCCGCAUAUGCUAGUGCAGGGGUCAUAUAUAGCAUGUUUCAUGAUCUGUUACUUUUGGUUUUUACCGUUGUUGGACUUUGGAGGAUGUCAUCGUCUUCUACGCUAUGGAAGUUGCUAGUGAAACAAGGGGUAAUAUACUUCAUCAUCAAUCUGGUGGUAAAAAUCAUUCUCUUGGCCCUAAAUCGUUUGAACCUGAACAAUAUUAUGAAUGUUAUCUUCGCGAUGCCUGCGUCAUGCAUUUGCACGAUUGCAUCUAGCCAAGUAGUACUCUCGCUCCUCCGUCCUUCGCCCAACCAUGAAAGCGACAACGCCCCGCCGGUCAAAGCGUGACCGCGGGCAGCUGGGGUCACUGUUUUACGGUUCACAUCAGUUGUUGAAGCCUAGGAGGGCAUUUCUUUAGAAUCCCCGCAAGUAAUACAUCUUCCUUAGUUGUCCGACGGAGCCAGGUAGCAUCCGGUUCGGGCUGACGAAACUCACU